CGGCGCCAGCGCAGCCUUUAUUUAGGGGCGGGGGGGCAGCGGCGGCGCCGCAUUGCAGGCGGUAGCGGCUACCAUGGAGCGGCAGCUGUUUUGCCUUCUCGGGCUGCUGGCGGCCGCUGUGGCAAGCCCUCUUCUGUGGCAGAAGGAGUGCACGAAGGGCCCGGAGGUGUGGUGUCAGAACAUCCGGACAGCGUCGCAGUGCGGGGCGCUGAAGCACUGCCAGCAGAAUGUCUGGAGCAAGCCUACUGCAAACAGUAUCCCCUGUGACUUGUGUAAAGAACUGGUGACAGUGGCUGACAAGGUUUUGAAGGAUAAUGGCACCGAGGAUGAGAUCCGCUCCUACCUGGAGAAGACGUGCGAGUUUCUCCGUGAUGAAAGCCUGGUCUCUGAGUGCAAAGAAAUUGUGGAUUCCUACCUACCAGUUAUCAUGGAUAUGAUCAAAGAAGAACUAGAUAAACCUGAAGUCGUGUGCAGUGCCCUUGCAUUGUGCCAGUCCCUUCAGAAGCAGCUUGCAGCAAUGAAACUUCAGAAACAGCUCCAGUCCAACAAGAUCCCAGAGCUGGACUUCUCUGAACUGGCAUCCCCAUUCAUGGCUAAUGUGCCUCUUCUCCUUUACCCUCAGGACAAGCCCAAGCAGAAGUCCAAAGGAACUGGGGAUGUGUGCCAAGACUGCAUCCAGCUGGUGACUGAUGUUCAGGAAGCUGUGAGGUCAAACUCCACUUUUGUCAAGUCUUUGGUUGCCCAUGCCAAGGAGGAGUGUGACCGUCUGGGACCUGGGAUGUCUGAUAUGUGCAAGAGCUAUAUCUCUGAAUAUUCUGACUUGGCUAUCCAAAUGAUGAUGCACAUGCAACCAAAGGACAUUUGUGCCAUGGUUGGGUUCUGUUCUUCGGUGAAAUCUGUUCCCCUUCAGACUCUGGUGCCAGCUCAAGUGAUUCAUGAAGUGAAAAUGGAAACUGUGGAGAAAGCCUCAGCUCAAGAGAAAGCCCUUUCCUUGUGUGAAAUAUGUGAGACCAUGGUGAAAGAAGUGACUGGCCUCCUGGAGAGCAACAAGACAGAGGAGGAGAUUGUACAUGAAAUGGAGGUGGUCUGCUACCUGUUCCCCAGGAGUGUCAAGGACCAGUGCAAGGACUUCAUUGAUGUCUACGGCCAGGCUUUGAUCGACAUGCUCUUGGAGGCAACAAAUCCUGAAGCAGUGUGUGUUAUGCUGAAAUGCUGUGCAGCCAAUAAGCCUCCACAGCAGCCAGUUGCAGUGAACCCUACAGAUGGCUUAUGUGAUAUCUGCAAGAUGGUGGUGGCUUAUGCAGACAAAGAGCUAGAGAAGAAUGCCACGACAGCUGAAAUUGAAGCUUUACUGGAAAAAGUCUGUCACUUCCUGCCACAGUCUGUCAGUGAUCAGGUCCGCCUCUCAAGUGUCUCUACUUCUGCUAUAAAUGUCCAGUGUGUUCAGUUUGUGGAACAGUAUGAACCUGUAGUUGUGCAACUCCUGGCAGAGGUGAUGGAUCCCACUUUUGUUUGCACUAAACUUGGAGUCUGUGAAACGGCCAAACAGCCUCUCCUGGGGGAUGAUGCUUGUGUCUGGGGUCCAGGUUACUGGUGUAAGAACAUGGAGACUGCUGCUCAGUGCAACGCUGUUGAUCACUGCAAACGCCACGUGUGGAACUAGAAGACGACUUUGCAGUCCCGAAAGAUUGGCGUGGCUCUCUUCAACGUGGGCCAGGGUUGGCAGAGAGCCCUCUCUCAAAUGUCCCUCCUCUCUCUGCCUCGUUAACAACUUUGACCUUCAAGUUCCUUUUUAUUGUAACUCUUCUGUAGCAGUGCUGCUGUUGAAGGAUCAGAUCUUCAUUGUUGACUUUAACAAAAGAUAACUUCUGAUUGUACAGUUUAACUCAUUAUGCUCCUAAAA
Messenger RNA from Dryobates pubescens (Downy woodpecker), 1903 nucleotides. Its product is annotated as prosaposin. The transcript has 15 exons. Lineage: Eukaryota; Metazoa; Chordata; Aves; Piciformes; Picidae. The record is from RefSeq and is a predicted model, not a curated record. Gene Ontology annotation, cellular component: lysosome. Bases 74 to 1663 code for a protein of 529 amino acids. Gene Ontology annotation, biological process: sphingolipid metabolic process.